AUGGCAGCCGCAGAAGCAAGGGCUGCCUGGCAACGCGCCGCCAACCGCUGCCUGGUCCAGGAGGAUGCCAAACGAGCUCCCAAGCUGGCCUGCUGCCCGCCGAACCUGCAACCGCACGACACCAGCGAUGGAAGUCCUCCGAGUCCGCAAGAUCUCCAUUCCCCUACGUUUAUGCCCAUCAACUGGAACCUGAUGAACUCCAGUCUGCCCAUGGAAACCCAGUGGUGGCUCCAAUUGCAGCCCAACUUUGGGUGCCAGACAGCCCUAGCUAUGGAGCACCUCAACUAUGUAGGUGGGGAAGCCACAGAGAAGAAAAUGGAGGGUUUAGCGCCGGUAUCCAAACUUGAGGAUGUCCAAGGAAACAAGGCUGCAGAUCCUUUUGAGCCUCCGUGGAUCGUUUCGAUGGCUUCCAUGAAGCAAACACCUGAGACGGGUUUGGAAGAGUUGAGGAAUCUUGCUUCCUAUACCCCAGUGAGCCUCAAGUGCAAAGGAAAUGCCAACAACUGUAUUUACGAGGAUAAAGAGUCUACAGAGUUCAAAGCUUUUGAUCCUCUGUUUCCUAAGAAGCCGCAAAAGGAACACUGCGAAAUGCAUGCCCCUUGGGAACAAACCAAGAAAUCUCAGCCAUGGUGGCAAGUAGCUGAUGUCGAUGGUUUGGCUUCCCUUGUCGCUGAAAGAGCAAUGGAAAACAUUGCCAACAAUGAUCUGCCAAGACCCACUCAGACAGUCCGGGUUCAUGGACCUAAAGUGAAGGGCCCUGAAAACAAGGAUGACUAUGGCCUGCCUGCUCUUUCCAUGGGCAAAGAGCCAGAUCCUGUACAUGACACUAUGGAGUGCAGCUACAGUGUUUCAAGCACCACCAAUGAAACGAAUUCUUCUGAUGGGGGACGUUGGCAACAGCAUCAAAGAAAUAAUGUGCCCAGGGAUGCACAGGAUUCUUAUAGUUCCACCACCAAUACACCAGGCAGCAAGCCAACAUAUCAGAAUGCUUCUGAGAGGGCCAAGCUACUAGACGCUCUCCGUCACUCGCAAACACGUGCUAGGGAAGCUGAGAUAGCUGCCAAGAAAGCCUAUGACGAGAAAGAUCAUGUCAUCAAGCUAUUGUUCCGCCAGGCCUCACACCUCUUUGCAUGCAAGCAGUGGUUGAAAAUUUUGCAGCUGGAAAACAUAUGCCUUCAGCUCAGGUUCAAAGAACACCAGAUAGCAACCAUGUUCCCGGAGUUUCCAUGGAUGGUGGUGAAGGAAAAGGUAGCACCUUCUCAAGAGCACAAUGAAGGGAGUAGGAAGAAAGGCAGAAGGCCAAACAGGAAAGGUGGCCUCCGCAAUGCCGUUGCAUUUGCUGUUGGUGUUGGUCUUGUUGGUGCUGGAUUGCUUCUUGGCUGGACUCUUGGGUGGCUACUGCCCUAG
This is a messenger RNA of Miscanthus lutarioriparius, 1407 nucleotides long. The record is from the annotation of a GenBank genome assembly. Lineage: Eukaryota; Viridiplantae; Streptophyta; Magnoliopsida; Poales; Poaceae.